Messenger RNA from Amyelois transitella, 2163 nucleotides. RefSeq lists its product as uncharacterized. The coding region runs from base 1 to 2163 and encodes 720 amino acids. The record is from RefSeq and is a predicted model, not a curated record. The transcript is spliced from 8 exons. NCBI's taxonomy places the organism in Eukaryota, Metazoa, Arthropoda, Insecta, Lepidoptera, Pyralidae. Gene Ontology annotation, molecular function: catalytic activity.
AUGGGAAAGACCUCUGGGGGGCGCCCCGACACCGGUGUCAGAGCGCAGAGGUUCCAUAAUAGAAGAGAGUCGGGCGUAGCUUGGGGCCGCCGCAGCCGCACGGGCGGGGCGGGCAGCGGCGCGGGCACCCGCGCGGGGCUCACCGCCGCCACCGCGGCCGGAGCCUGGCGCCGGCGCGAGCGCACCGCGCAGCCGCGCAGACCCAUGGAGAUCCUAACUAGCAUUUACGCUUUGCUGUCAGGAGGGCAAGGAGUGAACCCGAAAAUCGACUCUGUGGCCUUUCGCCUGCACUGCGGAGCGACAACCGCUGCGCUACUGGCCGCCAGCGCGGCUUUGACCACGCGCCAUCUCGUGGGCAACCCGAUAGACUGCAUUCACACGAGGGAUAUACCAGAAGACGUCCUGAACACCUACUGCUGGAUCCACUCGACCUUCACCCUCGUUAGUUUUAACUGCAAGUGUGUCAGACGGUCACUGGAAUGUAUACGUCGGCUGUGUAGCACCGCGGACGUUAUUGCGUUGCAAGAGACAUGGUUGCUGCCUGAGGAUAUUGCUUUCCUUGAUACCAUAGAUGAGGCAUUUUCUUUCACCGGAAAGUCAGCUGUAGACAUGUCUGCAGGGAUAUUAAAGGGAAGACCGUACGGGGGUGUCGCCCUGCUCUGGAGAAAAGCAGCUUUUCCGUCGGUUUCGGUUGUGCAGUGUAGAAGUGAUCGUAUAAGUGCGAUAAAAAUAAUGAAUAACAAUCGGUCAAUAUUGAUAUUUUCAGUUUAUAUGCCUACGGAUUCAAAGGAUAAUCUUCCGGAAUUUACAGACUGUUUGGGUGAAAUUUAUUCUAUUAUUGAAAGUUAUAACAUAGAAUCCGCUUAUGUACUUGGUGACUUUAACUGGUCUGAUGUUAUUCGUAAGAUGACUAGGGGAAAGUCUCCGGGUCACGAUGGUCUCAGCAUUGAGCACCUAAAAUAUGCCGGAGUUCAUCUGCCAAGGGUGCUUGCCUUAUUUUUUAACUUUUGUCUUUCACAUAGUUACCUGCCCGAGGAUCUCAUGCGUACACUGGUUGUCCCAAUAGUCAAAAACAAAACUGGCGAUGUUUCGGACCUGUCAAAUUACAGGCCUAUUUCUCUAGCCACCAUUGUGGCUAAAGUACUGGACAGUUUGCUUGAUAAACAGCUGGAGAAAAAUAUUAAAUUACACGAUGCACAGUUCGGCUUUAGGCCGAAGUUAUCAACAGAGAGUGCUAUCCUUUGUCUCAAGCAGACUGUCCACUAUUAUACGGCUAGGAACACGCCAGUGUAUGCAUGUUAUCUAGAUUUCUCAAAGGCGUUCGACCUGGUGAAUUAUGAGGUGCUGUGGGGAAAACUUGAUGGGCUUCCUUCAGAAGUAACCUGUUUGCUUAAAUACUGGUACAGUAAUCAGCAGAAUACUGUAAGAUGGGCAGGCACUUUUUCUGAUGAGUACAGGUUGCAGUGCGAUGUGAGACAGGGCGGACUAAGCUCUCCGCGGCUCUUCAACCUGUACAUUAAUAGUUUGAUUGGGGAACUCACCAGCACCGGUCUCGGUUGCUCCAUAGAUGGCACUUGCAUCAAUAAUAUAAGUUAUGCUGAUGACAUGGUGCUGCUGAGUCCCUCGGUUGGUGCCUUGAGACGCAUGUUGUCUAUUUGUGAGCGAUACGCGUUGACCCAUGGACUCAGAUAUAACGCCAAAAAGAGUGAGUUUAUGGUGUUCAAAGCCGGUUCUAAACAGUACAAAGCUCCAGCUGUCACUCUUUGCGGCACUCCACUUCAUCAAGUGAGCAGUUUUAAGUAUCUGGGUCACUGGAUCACCGAGACCAUGUCAGACGAUGUGGACAUCGAGAGGGAACGGAGGGCGCUGUCCGUUCGCUGCAAUAUGCUUGCUCAUGCGCGGAGGGCGUAUGGCGCGCUCCGUGUCCAGUACAACAACGGGUUCAGGGCGAUGUUGGGGUUGCCGCGGUGGUGCAGCGCAUCCGCCAUGUUCGCGGAGGCACACACGCAGGACUUUUUCGCUGUGAUACGCGCGCGCUGCGCCUCGCUACUCAACCGCCUCCGCCGCUCCACCAACACCAUCCUGAUCACGUUGUCUGAGCGUUGGGACUCACCUUUUCUGCAGACAUGGACGAUGUAUCACACACUUCGGAAUAAGAGGUGA